ACGGACUUGGGACAACCUGCCUUUUCAUUUACUUUGCUUCUUCUUAAUUUUGGCCAUUGCCCUUGGGGUCGGGGAGGACCUUUUUCUACGCACCACGAAGUUCAGCUUUAUUACAAGACUUUUAGCAUACCUUUUACAAGGGAGGCUCAGCGGACAACACGACACCAUUUGGCCAUUUCUGGUUGCAUGCGACGACGCAAUUUAACAAAACCCUGAUUCAUAUUACCGAGUCCAGCGCUUUUCUGGACCGCUCUGCUACAUACCUCGUACUGCGCCUUGUUCUCAAAAGAAGGGAACACGCUUGCCUGCAACUCCGCUUGGCCUGAACCUUAUCGCUUUUAUUAUCAGGCAAUCGACACGUCAACAGUUGCCCGCGUUUUUCUAGGAUUCCGACGGGCUGCACGAGUAGGUUGCGUUUUUGGAUUCCUUGGGGAGAGGAGGAUUUUUGUUGUGGGAGGUGUAUAUUGUGAGAUUGUGUGGGAAAUACACUCAUGAUAUUUCGCGAUAUACGUCGUUCUUCAAUACCAGCCAUUUGCACAAUCCCAGAGAUUGUAAGAACGACUGGGGUCCUACGGUCAUGUUGAUCUGAAGUGGAGUAUCUGGAAAAAAGAGGUCCGAAACAAAGAGGAUCAUCCCGACAUUAGUCGCCUGCGAGAGUCAAACCUCGCAACACUUUUAUCCGUCUUGUUUCCCCUAUAUAACCUCGAUCACAUCUCUACUCAACAAUGGGUAAAAAGCGAAAUUGGUUUGGGGGGCGCUCCAAAUUGGAUUUGGGAGAGUCUCCAAAUACCGAUAUCCCCACUGAUCCACCUGCUGCAACACCGCAAGGUGUAGCAGCAGCAUCCGAUCUCCAUGCCAAGCGUCGUAUAUGGAUAAAUAUGCCCAUGCAACCACCAUAUAUUGACGAACAAACCGGGCGACCGGCGGUCUGGUAUAAACGGAACAAGAUUCGAACAAGUAAAUACACGGUCAUAUCCUUCCUACCAAAAAACAUCUUUGAACAGUUCCGAAGUGUCGCAAAUUUCUAUUUCACAAGCUUGGUCAUUCUUCAGUGCUUCCCUCCCUUCCUACAAGUAUCACCGGUUUUGACGGCUGCACCGAUUGUAAUUAUUGUGGCAGCGACGGCACUGAAGGAUGCCAUUGAGGAUUGGAAGCGACAUCGAUCAGAUGCGAGCGUGAAUAAAGCGAGCACGUAUCUAUUGUCAAAUUGGAACAAUACGAACCACGUAGAGCACCACGCAUUCAAUUUCAAACGGACAUACAAAAUGGUGAAACGAUCUAUACGACAGGCGUUGAGAGCCUGUUUUACUGCCCCGUUCAAAGCACGUAAGCCUGCGGGAACCGAAACUGUGGGUCGUCCGGCUAUGAUAGCCGCCGAUGAUUACAUGCAUGAUGUCGAGUCAGACGAUGAAGAGCGUGCUGUCCCGAAUGGAAAACGCGCCUCUCAUACGUCGUCGGGACAGUCCGUGUGGAAGCUGUCGAACUGGGAGGAUGUCCGCGUCGGAGAUUUUGUGUUUUUGCGAAACGAUGAUCCGGUACCUGCCGAUAUUGCCAUCUUGUCAACUAGUGAGCGGGAUGGGCUCUGUUACGUAGAGACAAAGAAUUUAGACGGAGAGACGAAUUUGAAGGUUCGCCGAGGUGUUCCGGAUUUCGAGAGUGUUCGGACACCAGAGGAUUGUCAUGGUAUACGAGCGUUCCUGGAUUCCGAGCCACCGACCUCCAAUCUCUACGCCUACAGCGGUGUUCUCACUAUUCAGGGAUCUCCAUCGUCAUCCGCUCCAACCCGCGCAUCCGUUUCCUCCCAAGAUUCCCCCAAAACUGUCGUCCCGAUCGGAAUCAGCGGGGUUCUCCUCCGAGGCUGCAUCCUACGUAACACGAAAUGGGUGAUUGGCAUGGCCAUCUUCACCGGAGAAGACACGAAAAUCAUGAUGAACUCUGGUUCAACACCAUCCAAACGAUCCCGCAUCGACAGGCAAAUCAACCCUCAAGUCCUUGUGAAUUUCAUGCUCCUCUCCGCCAUGUGCAUGAUUUGUGCUGUUAUAGCAGCCAUGUAUGCCUCUACCUAUAUUCACGAAGGAGCGGUAUUUGCCGGCAAUGCUACAUCUGAUAUGGAAUCACCGAGUUACACAGCUUUUGUAACAUUCUUCCUCUGCAUGAUUAUCUUUCAAAAUAUUAUCCCUAUUGCGCUGGUUAUUAGUGUUGAGGUUGCAAAGCUGUUUCAGAGUUUUAUGAUUCACAUUGAUGAGGAGAUGUAUGAUGUCGAGUCUGAUAAGCGAGUUACACCACAAGCGUGGAAUCUUUGCGAUGACUUGGGUCAGAUCGAAUACAUAUUCUCAGAUAAAACCGGCACAUUGACUUGCAACACAAUGGAGUUUCGGAAAUGUACGAUCAACGGUGUCAUGUACGGUGGGACUUUUGUAUCCGAGGCUGCCAUGGGAGCGGCUGAGCGAUCUGGGUCAGAAUUGGAUACCAAAGCGUUGGCCAACACACGAGCCGAAGCUGAAAAACAAAUGAUUGCCGGAAUGAAGGAAUUAUUUGACACUAGAUAUCUGGCGCCAAAACUUUCUUUCAUAGAUGCAGAUCUACCGCGUCAUGUGCGUGACAAUGGUGUACAGGCGCGGCGUAUUCGAGAGUUUUUUACCCUCCUCGCUGUAUGUCAUACGGUUUUGGUCGAGAAACCGGACAAGUCGGACGAAAAUCACCUAGAGUACAAGGCCCAGUCGCCCGAUGAAGCUGCCUUGGUUGCAGCUGCACGAGAUGUGGGAUUUGCAUUCUUGAAACGGACCGAUAAUCGGGUGGAAGUGGAUGUAAUGGGACAAUGGCGUACCUAUACGAUUUUACAUGUCCUGGAAUUCAACUCGGAUCGAAAGCGAAUGAGUGUCAUUAUCAAACGUCCGGAAGGCGAUAUUAUUCUUCUAUGUAAAGGGGCCGAUAGCGUUAUUUACGACCGAUUGUCCAAAGAUAACGAUCCCGAGCUCAUGGAUGUGACCUCUACGCAUUUGGAGAAUUUUGCAAACGAAGGCUUGAGGACAUUGUGUUUGAGUUAUCGUAUCAUACCGCCAGACUUUUACGAACGGUGGGCGGAACGUUACCGGGCAGCUCAAGCGUUGAUUGAAAACAGGGAACGGGAGUGUGAUUUGGUUGCCGAAGGUAUUGAGCGGGAGUUGAUCCUUAUGGGCGCGACGGCCAUUGAGGAUAAGCUCCAAGACGGUGUACCAGAAACUAUUGGCAUCCUCGCGAAAGCAGGAAUCAAAAUCUGGGUAUUAACGGGAGACAAAAUGGAAACAGCCAUCAAUAUCGGUUUUGCUUGUAAUCUUUUGAAGCGCAACAUGAUCCUUAUCGUUGUUAAAUCCGAUUCCCUUGAUUCCACCUUUCAACAAUUGACGGAGGCUUUGGAACGGUUUUGGACUGCUGAUGGACGUCCUUCGAGUGCUACUGGAGAGGCAGAGUAUGCGUUUAUUAUCGAUGGGGAGAGUUUAAAGUAUGCAUUGGAACCAAGAUGCAAAGCCCUUCUGCUGGAGCUUGGAUGUCGAUGUCGGGCGGUGGUUUGCUGCAGGGUCAGUCCGUUGCAGAAGGCAAUGGUUGUGCAGUUGGUUCGCAAAGGACUGGGUGCAAUGUGCCUGGCCAUUGGUGAUGGAGCCAACGACGUGUCCAUGAUCCAAGAAGCAGACGUUGGAAUCGGUAUCAGUGGUAAAGAAGGUCUUCAAGCCGUCAUGGCGGCUGAUUACGCGAUAGGACAAUUUCGGUUCCUCGGUCGGCUGCUUUUGGUACAUGGACGAUGGGCGUACCUCCGCACUGCCGAGAUGGUGUUGAAUUAUUUUUACAAAAACGUGGUAUACUUGUUUGUACUGUUUUGGUAUCAGUUUGACAAUGGAUUUUCGGCGAGUACUGUUACGGAUUACACCUACUCAAUGUGGUUCCAAACCUUUUUUACCCUCCUCCCUACGAUCGCGAUCGGCACCCUCGACCAAGAUGUCAAUGACCGUGUAUCCAUGAUGGUGCCGCAGCUCUACCUGAAAGGAAUCCGACAAACCCUGUACACAAUGGAACGGUUUUGGCUGUAUAUUUUCGACGGGAUAUACCAAUCAGUCGUCAUUUAUUUCAUUGCCUAUGCCAUAUUCCGCGACUCGAUACCCUAUCAUCAAGGAUGGGAUGCCACAAAGGAUGAUAUGGGUACCUUGUGUGCCAUGGGGAUCAUCCUAACUGUCAACUUCUAUGCUGCCCUCAAUAUAAUGAACUGGACGUGGAUGAUACUGUUGGCGUUCGUCAUCACGAUAUGUAUAUGGUUUGGAUACCUCCUGGUUUAUAUCAGUGCCCCGGCCAACCCACCCUACGGACAACUUCAGGUUUUGCUACCGAGCGCAACUUUUUGGCUGAGUGUCGUACUCUCGGUGUUUUUGGCGCUCUUUCCCCGCUUUCUCGGAAAGUUUGUUAUUGGGUGGUUCUGGCCUAGUGACACUGACUUGGUGCGAGAGGUGCAACAGUAUUGCUGGAAAGAAGGGGAAGAACUUCGAUUGGAUGAGGAUGGUGGAAAGAAGCAUGAUGCUCCUGCUCCUGAACCAAAGGAUGAAGGGAGUGAUUCAGAGAGAGGAGACGUGGUGCGAAGUAGUGCAAGUAUGCGAAGGAACUUUUCGGAUAAUCUGCUGAGCAGACGGCGACAGAGUACCUCAAAGGGUAUGACAUCCAGCACGGGGGGUGAGAGCGACGGUAGCAUGCGCCGAGCACAAUCGGGAAUGCUGGGGAGUCAGGAGAUUGUAGGGAUACGGCCCACACCAUUACCACAGCCUCCUCUACUUCUUCCCGCUUCGAUCGAUCCAGCUGGCCAUAUGAUACCUGGUCAUCAUGGUGUCGAAACCCCCAGUGAUGGCUUUGGCGAUUACGCUCACAGCCGCCAUCACAAGAAGCGCGCACUAUUUGUCGAUACUAACGGGAACCGACCUUCUGUCGGUGCAUCCUCUACCGUGUCAGACGCGUCCGAACCGGGAGAACCGACGACCCAUUCCCGUCGUCCCUCUGCCUUCCGUCCCCGGUCCAUAUCUGCGGCUGUCAAGGGCGUUGGCAAGAAAGUUGGUCAUGUUGUUCAACGGCUGCGUGAUCGGUCACAUCGACUGGGAACGCAUGGUCGUGCAGGGAGUCUGGUUAUCUUUAUGGGUGCCAAUGGACAGGAAAUGUGUAAUACGGGGUUUGCGUUCUCUCAUGAUGAGGGAAUGAGUCCUGUUAUUACCCCUACCAGACCACCGGCACCACCGCGGGAAGACUCUAACGAUGCCAUGUCGCCAAAUUCUUCCAACCAGCACCCACGAUCCCGAAGUGCCACACCCGUUCAGCGCCUUGUGGGAGCACUCCGACCCGGCUUCCAUCACCACCACAACAACAAUCAUAAUCAUCACGUCCACUUUAAUGACCGGGAGCAUGGGGGCAAUGCCAUGGAGAUGAGAGAGGGCGAGGGAGGUUCUCGGAUGUUGGGUGUAGGUGUUGCGGGGGUUAUGGUUGGUGCGGUUGGAGCAGCUGUUGCUGGGGCUAUAAGGGUUAGUGUUGGAGACGCGGAAAAACCGCCGGAGGGAGAGGUGACGGGGACGGCUGUAUCGGCAGGGGACUUGGCUGGUAAUACAGAGAUUGGGGAAGCAGAAGAGGGACAAACAAGAGAGGAGAAUGUGAAGGUCUCUGUGGAAAACGUGCCAACCACGAUCGUGGGCGACGAAACGGAUUUGGAGAAAGGACAUGCGGAAGAGACAUGAAAGAAACGGGAUCGUUUAGGUGAUGGAUGAGAAUGGGCCUUUAUUUUUAUUGUGUUGUUUUUUAUGUAUAGAUUUGAUGAUGGUUUAUGGUCCCUCCUUUUACUAUUGUUUUGCAUUGUAAGCCGUCAUCCUAAAUUCACCUUUUUGCGAUGAC
Molecule: messenger RNA, 5892 nt
Organism: Spizellomyces punctatus DAOM BR117
Lineage: Eukaryota; Fungi; Chytridiomycota; Chytridiomycetes; Spizellomycetales; Spizellomycetaceae
Product: phospholipid-translocating P-type ATPase, flippase
Exons: 6
Coding region: 726-5738 (1670 amino acids)
Biological process (GO): phospholipid translocation
Cellular component (GO): plasma membrane
Molecular function (GO): magnesium ion binding; ATPase-coupled intramembrane lipid carrier activity; ATP binding
Source: RefSeq, a predicted model, not a curated record